GCACAGACAUGGCUGCUGAAAGCUCACGAACUUUCCUAUUUCUGGCGGUCCUUGUCCUGGGUAUCUUUGCUGAUCCCUGUGAGAGCCAAGAGUUGCAAUGUCAGUGUAUUCAGACCCAUUCUCCCUUUAUUCCAUUCAAAUUCAUCUCAAAAGUUCAGCUGAUCCUUGAAGGUGCCUACUGCAGCAGAAAAGAAAUUAUAGUCACACUGAAAAAUGGAAAAUUAAUUUGUCUGGAUCCUGAAGCUGAAUGGGUGAAGAAUGUUAUCAAAAAGAUUUUGGACAGUGCCUCUAACUGAUGGUCAACACAAGGAGCAUCGCAUCCUGUGGCUACCAGGCACCCUUGUUUUCAUCGUGAACCUGGACGUCCUUCAGAAUUGUCUUUAAAGUAGCACCAAUUUAUGCCAAUGUUAGGACUAUAAUGAACUACUUUCUUUAUUUAUGCUGCAGACCUAAAGAUAGUUUUCAAUCAGAUGAAACUGGAAAUCCAAGAUCAAGGUGCCAAUAUGGUCAGGUUUUUGGUGAAGGUCUUCUUCCUGUCCAUCUUCUUGGGGUCUUUUUGUGGUGAGAAAAGAGAGAGCUAGCUCUCUGGUUUUUCCUUUUGAGAACACUAAUAUUAUUCAUGAGAGUUCCACUCUAUGACUUAAUUUCUUUCCAAAGGCCCCACCUUUACAUACCAUCCCAUUGAGAUUAGGAUUUUAACAUAUGAACUUUGGGGGGACACAGAUACUCACUAU
Artibeus jamaicensis (Jamaican fruit-eating bat) is the source of this 734-nucleotide messenger RNA. Its product is annotated as C-X-C motif chemokine 15-like. Gene Ontology annotation, biological process: antimicrobial humoral immune response mediated by antimicrobial peptide; chemokine-mediated signaling pathway; neutrophil chemotaxis. The transcript has 4 exons. Gene Ontology annotation, cellular component: extracellular region. Lineage: Eukaryota; Metazoa; Chordata; Mammalia; Chiroptera; Phyllostomidae. Gene Ontology annotation, molecular function: chemokine activity; CXCR chemokine receptor binding. The coding region runs from base 9 to 296 and encodes 95 amino acids. The record is from RefSeq and is a predicted model, not a curated record.